This is a messenger RNA of Metarhizium acridum CQMa 102, 1368 nucleotides long. The record is from RefSeq and is a predicted model, not a curated record. NCBI's taxonomy places the organism in Eukaryota, Fungi, Ascomycota, Sordariomycetes, Hypocreales, Clavicipitaceae.
AUGUCCAAUUCAAGCCACCUGACCCUCGGGGUCUUCUCCCUUCAGUUCAUCACUAAUGGCAUCAAAAGAACGACACGCGGUUUCUUGGCCACGACGACAAUGUGGCAGAUUGUUGUCUGCAAGCUUUCACCAAGUACAGGUGAAUCCAACCCUUGCGACAUCAUCAACAUUAUUCGAGAUGACGAUGAUGAGGCAUCUGGCUGUUGUUGUACGUGGACAAAGGAUCCCGUGUCAGGUGCUCCAUACAUCUGCGUAGGCGGCGUCGAUGCCAAGGUCAAAAUAUACGACGUCUCAGAUGGGAGCCUAGUAGAGUGUUUCGUUGGCCAUGGAGGGCUUCAGACGAUACCAGCGUUCGAAUAUGGAGCCUUGACCCUAUCCACAAGGAGCAACCUUGUCUUUGCAUCCUCGCUGGCGAGGGUCACUCUUGGAACUUGCUUUCCCUUUUUGUCUAGUUCCCUGGACUCGGACCACGAUCUCCGUACUGACACCACACACUCUCAGUGGACCAUUCCAGAUCUUCCAACGAACGCCAUCACCACCCCUCUUCAAGUUCAUUAUCCGCACUUUUCUACAUCUGCUGUUCACAGCGGAAUCGUCGAUUGCGUCGCAUUCUAUGGAGACUGUGUUCUCUCCCGUGCUUGUCACGAUAACGUUAUUGUUCUUUGGAGGAUCGAAGGAUUUUCGUCAGAGGGACCGCCGCCACCGCAAAGCGCUGCUCCAACACCGCAAAACGUCGUCCCAACCAGCUACGAAGACCCAGAUCGCCUUACGAGAUCCGCAUUUGUCCCAGCUACAUCACCGCAAUGCCCUUCACAGUAUACACGCUUGCUUGAAUUCCACACCCCAAACUGCGGUCCCCAAUUCUUCAUGAGAUUCAAGCUCUUCCAUGUCCCAGACCAAAAUCCCGUACUUGCAUUUUGCAAUGCAGCAGGGAACAUUUUCUUCUGGGAUUUUCGGAGACUUACCGUGUAUCAUGAGGUCAUGGCAGGCUUGCAAGGCAAGUCGAAAGCGGCGGUAACUCCGAGCUGGCUCAAACCGUUCACCCCUCGACAAAGAGCGGACGCUAUGGGCAGAUUCAAAGGAGUUGGUAGUGACAGGGACUCGCUAGCAUCGGGCCAAACGGGACAAACGGAAGCUAGUGAAUACAGCCCAGAGACUCUAGAAUCAUGGGCAUCUAGAUAUAGCACUGAAGAUCCCCAUGAGCCGCUCCGAGCCCAUAAGACAGAGUCUUCCUCCACAAACUUUGUCGGGAGGCAAGCUGCAUGGAGCCCUGGGGGAGAAUGGUGUGUAGUAGUCGGAAGCUCGAACACCAUGUUGAUCUUGCAAAGAUGGGCUAAAGGAGCGCCCUGUAGCCGGAGUACAGGUUGA